Molecule: messenger RNA, 2815 nt
Organism: Odocoileus virginianus texanus
Lineage: Eukaryota; Metazoa; Chordata; Mammalia; Artiodactyla; Cervidae
Gene: ZNF112
Product: zinc finger protein 112
Biological process (GO): negative regulation of transcription by RNA polymerase II
Molecular function (GO): RNA polymerase II cis-regulatory region sequence-specific DNA binding; DNA-binding transcription repressor activity, RNA polymerase II-specific
Source: RefSeq, a predicted model, not a curated record
CCUUUCCCCAGGAAAAGGACAAGAAGAUGAUGAAGUUCCAGGAGCCAGUGUCCUUCAAGGACGUGGCCGUGGUCUUCACCGAGGAGGAGCUGGGGCUGCUGGACUCGGCUCAGAGGAAGCUGUACCAGGAAGUGAUGCUGGAGAACUUCCGGAACCUGCUCUCAGUGGGAAACCAGCCCUUCAAACCAGAGCUUAUAUUCCAGCUGGAGAGAGAAGAGCUUUUGAUGAUGGAGACCCAGAGAGGUGGGUGUUCAGGAACCAAGAGUCCACAUAAUAUGGAAAGUAUUCAAGAAGUGGGAUUAAGCUGCUUUUCCCCCAAAGAGUUUUCCACCUGGCAGUCCUGGCAACAAGGUGCAGGCAAGUUAACUGGGUGUCAAGAUUCCAUGAGAAACUUCCAAGAGAAUAUUUCUCCAUUGCAAAAACAAGGUGAUUCCCCCUGCCAGGUUUGGGCAGGAAUACCAAUUCAGAUUUCUGAAGAUGAGAACUAUGUCUUGACUCACACAGGAGAUGGUUCCAAUGACAUAAAAAGUCAAGAAUUUCCCUCUUGGCGAGCCCACCAUUCUUGGAGGAAAAUGUACCUUACAGAGUCACGUAAUUAUCAGUGUCAAUGUCAGCAAGUUUCCAUGGAAAAUGGUUUCUGUAAACCUGACAGCAACAGUUGGAUCUCACAUCACAGUGACAUUCUGGGUGUACACAGAACAGAAAAAAACUCUAGCUGCCAUGACUGUGGAGAAGAUGUCAUGAAGGUUUCAUUGCUUAAUCAUAUUCAAACAGGGCAAAAGCCCUAUCCUGGUAAUGAGUACAGAAAAGCCUUCAGCGAUGAGUCCAGCUCUGAAGUUCAUCAGCAAUUAGACUUGGAAGGAAAGCCCCAUACAUACAGUCCGUGUGAAAAGGACUGUAGUUACAGGUCAGUUCUUCAUAUUCAUCAGAGUGUUUGUGGAGGAGAUCAUUGUGUUUUUGAGAAUUUACAUCUACAGUCGCAUCAGAAAGGACAUGCAAAAGAGAAGCUGUUUAAAUGUGAAUACAGUGAGAGCAUCAAUCAGUGCUCCUUUCAUAACACAUAUGAACUUAUACCCAGAGGAGAGACAUCUGAUAGAUGCAGCAUGUAUGAGAAAGGCUUCAGUCAUAGCUUAAACCUUAGUAGUAUUGUUAGGAUCUACAUCGAGGAGGAAUCCCAUGAAUCUGAGAAGAAUGGGAAUGUCUUUAAUGAGAAUUCUUGUCUUCAAGACCAUCAGAAAAUCCACACUGAAGAGAAACGAUACACAGAUGUUGAGUGUGAGAAGGGUUUCAUUUGUAACUCAGAUCUGAACAUUCAACACAGAGUUCACAUGGAAGAGAUUCCCUAUAAUUCUGAGGCCAAUGGCUUCAGUCUGGGCUCACAUUUUCAAGACCUUCAGAUAGUCCACACUAGAGAACAACCCUGUAAACAUUACACAUGUGGUAACAGCUUCAGCCAGAGUUCGUAUCUUCAAGGCCAUCAGAAAAUUCACAUUGGAGAAAAACCUUUCAAAGCAUGUGGGAAUGGCUUCAACUGGAAUUCAAAACUUAAAGAUCACCAGAGAGUCCAUACUGGCGAGAAGCCGUACAAAUGCAGUGCAUGUGGUAAAGGCUUCAGUCAUAGAUCCGUUCUAAAUGUUCAUCAGAGAAUCCACACAGGAGAGAAGCCUUAUAAGUGUGAGGAGUGUGAUAAGGGUUUCAGUCGGAGUUCAUACCUUCAAGCCCAUCAGAGAGUCCACACGGGAGAAAAACCAUACAAAUGUGAGGCAUGUGGGAAGGGCUUCAGUCGUAAUUCAUACCUUCAAGGGCAUCAGAGAGUCCACACUGGCGAGAAACCAUACAAGUGCGAGGAGUGUGGGAAGGGCUUCAGUCGGAGUUCACACCUUCAAGGCCACCAAAGGGUCCACACGGGAGAAAAACCAUUCAAGUGUGAAGAGUGUGGGAAGGGCUUCAGUUGGAGCUUUAAUCUUCAAAUUCAUCAGAGGGUUCACACAGGAGAGAAACCCUAUAAAUGUGGAGAAUGUGAGAAGGGCUUCAGCAAGGCCUCAACUCUUCUGGCCCAUCAGAGAGUCCACACAGGAGAGAAACCCUACCAGUGUGAUGAGUGUGGUAAGAGCUUCAGUCAGAGGUCUUACCUUCAGAGCCAUCAGAGUGUCCACACCGGAGAGAGACCAUACAUCUGUGAGGUUUGUGGGAAGGGCUUCAGUCAGAGAGCAUAUCUUCAAGGCCACCAGAGAGUCCACACCAGAGUCAAGCCGUAUAAAUGUGAGAUGUGUGGGAAGGGCUUUAGUCAGAGCUCACGCCUUGAAGCACAUCGGAGGGUCCACACCGGAGGGAAACCCUACAAAUGUGCAGUGUGCACGAAGGGUUUCAGUGAGAGUUCCCGCCUCCAAGCCCAUCAGAGGGUCCACACAGAAGGGAGGCCCUAUAAAUGUGAACAGUGUGGCAAGGGCUUCAGUGGGUUUUCAAGUCUUCAAGCCCAUCACAGAGUCCACACUGGGGAAAAACCAUACAAAUGUGAAGUGUGUGGAAAGGGCUUCAGUCAGAGAUCAAACCUCCAGGCUCAUCAGAGAGUCCACACAGGAGAGAAACCCUACAAAUGUGACGCGUGCGGUAAGGGUUUCCGUUGGAGUUCAGGGCUCCUAAUUCAUCAAAGAGUCCACAGUGGUGAUAAAUUCUAUACAAGUGAAGAAUAUAGUAAGGGUUACCCUUCAUCAGAGAAUCCAUACAGAAGCGAAGUUCUGUAAUGUGGUGUUCCAUUUUAUUCUGAAGUCCUCAAACAAGAGCUGAAAUUUUCCACUCACUCGAGUUCUCAUAG